GAACAGCACAAAUGUGGAUCCUUGCUGCUACAGGAUGCUCUACUUGUUUGCCUUCUGGACAACCACAGUGACCUACAUCCUACUAGCUUUGUCGCUGUUUGGCAGCUGCAUGUUCUUUUUAUGUGGUCACGUCGACCCUGACAAUGACGUCUAGCAACCUUGUUGCAUCAAGGUCGAACGCACACAGCUGUUGUUCAACAAGUGAUAUUUUUCCACUGAACUUUAAACAUGAUCUUAAAGAAUAUGGGACAACAGCAGUUGUGUGGCCUUGUGUAGAUACAUGCUUAAGUGUGGGGUGAUGUGAGUAGGAUCACUGUGUUUUCUCAUCAGUGAACAUUUACCACCUCUGCAGAAGCUGUGUGCUUUCUGUUUGUAUGUCCUCUGAGGAACCCAGAUUUUUUUUUGAUUGCCUUUUGAGUCUUCUGUGUGAAGCAUUUAAGCAGGCAGAUGUUAGUUCAUGGUGUUAGAAACAGCCACAACAAAUGUUUCACCUCACAUGGAAACCUUUAGUCAUGCUCUGAUGGACAGAUGUGGACUCUUCCAGGAAGAAGUAUGGGUCAAGCAACCCCGCAACACCCCAUGCCAACAUCAGUCCUUGAUGCCAGUUGCCACCCUUAGCAGGGCAAUCCACUCCGACACACCACAAAAACUGCUCAGGAGUGGCCCGGGGAACACGACAGAGCUAAGGUGCUCACCCGGGUUCCUCACUUCCCAGAUCCAAAUCUUAUUGAUCAUUUGUGGGAUGUUCCAGGAUAAGCCUGAUCUAGGUUAGGUUCAUCAUUAGAGACUAUGUCAGAGAGUGAGAGACCUCAGCACAUCUGCAGACUUCCUACGCAUCUAACAGCAACACUUGUCUGUUUUCAGGUGAUUUUGUGCUCCAUGUCCAUCGCUCAGAUAGUAAUAGGAGCGUUAUGCCAAUAUGCCUGCCCUCAGCAGCCCUAUAUCUCCAUCUAUCUGUUGGUAAUGGGAGUCCUCUCUCUGCUGCUGGCUUUCCUCACCAUCAUGCACUGCACCGGAGGAUUUGGUAAUCACAGCACAACCUGGAUUUGUCUUGUCUCAUUCUUCUUCUUCUGCUUUUUCACCGCCGGUAUCACUUGGAUCUACUCCAUCGAUGUACCCAACUUCAAUAAAACAAUGAACAGCAAGGAUACCUUCUGCAACAAGACGCUGUACCAGUUUGCCUUGUGGUCUACCAACCUCAGCUACUUAGUGUUACUCUACAUCCUUCUCUGUAGCUGUUGUACAUGCCUACUGUUUGGUGAGGAUGAAAGCACAACCCAAGAAAACCUAAGGGUGGUAGUGGAUUAAAUGUCAGUAAACAUGGCAAUGAUUUUCAGUGUUUCUAUAUAUCAUUUAAUGUAUGUACUAUCUAAACUGUGGAGGAUAUUUGGAUAGCCCUGGUAUCACAGGCUUUAUGUUUUUUUUUUAAUAACUGAAAUAGAAUUUGGAUUAAAAUACAAAAUGCAAUACAUUUUUAAUUUGUUUAUGAAAUUUCUUUUAUCAGAAUGUUCUUCUGACAUGUAAGUCAUACACAAUUUCACAUAAAUAGCAUUAAGCUAAACAAUAAAACAAAUACUACAACUUAUAUUACAUCAGACGUUACAAUUAAGUGUCCACACAAUACAGUGAGGCCAAGUCAGAACGAGAUAAAAGUAGCUAUUGUUUAUUGUAGCAAGUUCAUUAACAGAGGGAGAAAAUUAAGAUACCAACACGAGUGAGACAAAGAAGUCGGACACAGGUGCACUGGCAUUAGGCGUUAGCGGCUAGCGGCUAGCAGCUAGCAGCUAACAUGGUGUGCUAAUAAGUGGAUUGUACUGUCAAUUCCCUCACCCAUAAUGAAAUGAAAUAGCUUUGGGCUUCAUAUUUAUCACAUGUAAAGACACUCUGAAGCAGAAACCUGUUUGUAAUGUUGAAGUUCAAUAUCUGCAGUCUUCAUGAUUUUUAUGGCCUUAAAAAGCCUUUUGGAGGCAAAAUAUGUACAAGAGAGAAAUAUUACUAUCCACACUUUCCACAGUUUUUCUUUCUUAUGUGUACAAAUCCUCAUUUGUUGUACUUUCAAGCAUAUUUAUCAUAACAUCUUUUUGACAAAGCCAUGUGAAAUGUAUUUAGCAGUCGAAUGGAAAUGUACAAAGUAAAUAAAGUAUCAACAUUAACAGCAGUCUUCAGAAAUGUGGGUAACAUUUGGUAACAAGGAAAAGUAUCUCGUGACCACGAAUGUGAAAUGUCUCACGCAGUGACCAGAGUUCAUACUGAGGGUGAGAAAAAUGAGGCUAAAUGAACUCUGACUACACCACAAACUCUCCCCGAUAUGUUGUCUCUUUUAUACCCCAGACAA
Molecule: messenger RNA, 2335 nt
Organism: Amphiprion ocellaris (clown anemonefish)
Lineage: Eukaryota; Metazoa; Chordata; Actinopteri; Pomacentridae
Product: transmembrane protein 272-like
Exons: 6
Coding region: 790-1308 (172 amino acids)
Source: RefSeq, a predicted model, not a curated record